CAAAGGUCUCAAGGACUUCAUUGAUCAGAUCUGCAAGUCGGAUCGAGCUCCAAUUCGGUCUGCUCAUUGCUUCUUCACCCCCCGCACUCGCCAGGGUCCACUAAUUCGUCGGCCUUUCGGGCACAAACAAAGAGUAGUGGUACCAUCCAAAGUUCCAGCUUAGGUGGCUCAACUGGACAGUCCAUGGCUAUGAUGGGACCCUUGCCCUCACCCAGCUCUCAGACACGUCCCAGUCUUCGAUCGCAGCUCAAAGACACUGUUCUACCACCGAUUGGUAGUAUCGAUCCAGAAUUGAUGGAGAGGAACCAGGAUAUGCUGUUAUUGCCACAUCUGAUUGAUUUGGGGAAAGAGCUAGCGCACUUCACGACGACGGUCGCCCGAGUGGUCCCACCAUGGCCGCCGAUGUACGACGAAGAGGAGGAGAGUCGCGAAGAGCAGAAUCCGAAGAACAAGGGUAGAAAUGGCAAUAACAGUGAACACCAACGGCUUCAAGAACUGGAGAAUCAAGGAGCAGAGGGAGAGGAGGAUAUUAUCCGAAAAGUGGGCCGAGUGUGCUGGGACGUGAUACAGACCAUCCAAGCGCGUGUUGAGCUCAGUGUACAGCUUGAACAGGAAGAGCGACUCCGAGCUGCCGCAGCUACUGGAGGAGCAGGGCCAGGGAUGGUGCAAGGGUAUUCCAAGGGCAAGAUUUCGAGGGAAGGUUUCCGAGAUGGCGAAGAGUCGUAUGUGGUAUAUGAGCAUUAUGAUGGACAUGACCCUGAGACCGAAAGUUUUGACGGAUAUGGACGCGAGUACGAUAGCGAUGAUGAGUCGUUUGGACAGCGUUCCCAACACGAUAUGAUUUGAGCAGACACUCCAUCAAAGAAGCGAAAAAAAGUAGCACUGUAUGGAUUUAGAAAGGUUCAGACAUUUGAGAUGUUCCUGUCCCUGAGUCCCUUUAUCCCUUUAAUGCACGUAUAAGAGUGAAAUGCAG
Messenger RNA from Gamsiella multidivaricata, 973 nucleotides. RefSeq lists its product as uncharacterized. NCBI's taxonomy places the organism in Eukaryota, Fungi, Mortierellomycota, Mortierellomycetes, Mortierellales, Mortierellaceae. Bases 184 to 846 code for a protein of 220 amino acids. The record is from RefSeq and is a predicted model, not a curated record. The transcript has 2 exons.